Molecule: messenger RNA, 947 nt
Organism: Aspergillus wentii DTO 134E9
Lineage: Eukaryota; Fungi; Ascomycota; Eurotiomycetes; Eurotiales; Aspergillaceae
Product: class I SAM-dependent methyltransferase
Exons: 1
Coding region: 159-848 (229 amino acids)
Source: RefSeq, a predicted model, not a curated record
AUAGAUUGACUUUGACGGUAUUACCGUAUUGAUGUAUCCAUGUAUAUAGUGCCUUGCAGUCAACAAACUAAAUAGAUAGAGGCUGUUUCAAAUCCCCAGCUCGAGACCACCAUUCUCCAAAGCAUCAUCCCCCCAGCCGCGACAGCUCACCCGACAAAAUGGAUACGAUGGCAGAAACCAUGUUCGACGAAAUAGCUAAACGCUACGAAGCCGCCUUCUCCGAAGACCCAAGCCUCCACCAAAUCAUCGACCGGGUCCUCCCCCUCCUCCCCCGCAACUCCUGCAUUCUCGACGUCGGCUGCGGCACCGGAAAACCAGUCUCCUUCCGGAUGGCCAGAGCCGGCCACAAAGUCACCGGCAUCGACAUCUCACAGCAGAUGCUCGGGAUCGCAGAACGCCAGGUCAGCUCCUCCGGCUUGGAGGCGGAGUUUGAAAAGACGGAUAUGACCAAGUAUACUCCCGCGGACGGGACGAGAUUCGAUGCGAUCUUCGCCAUUUUCUCCUUGUUCAACAUCUCCCACGCCCAGACGAUGGAGAUGCUGGGCAAGUUCAGGGAAUGGUUGAAGCCCGGGGGGAGGGUGGUGAUCGCGACGAUUCCCAGCGAUUGCAUGUUCGACGAUAGGUCGCUCUACGAUGAGUCGGGCAAGUGGAUCGAUCAGAAACCGAUGUAUUUCAUGGGCCAUGAUUUUGUGGGCAGUGCGGCGACGGUGGAAGGGUGGUAUGAUGCUUUGCGCGGGGAGGGCUUCGAGAUGGAAUCCGAGCUCCGGUAUCAGUUUGCGUCGGAUGACCGGGAGGCGCAUAAGACGGAUCCGGACCAUCAGUAUUUUGUUGCGAGGGUGAAGAAUUAGGACAUAUUUGUAUAGUCUUUCGAGAUUCACAGAAACGGAGAAAAUAUGUUGUAGAUCAAUAUGUUAUGAUAGUAACUGGCUUGUAUGAUAUCAAUGUCU